Messenger RNA from Hyaloscypha bicolor E, 2950 nucleotides. RefSeq lists its product as uncharacterized. Gene Ontology annotation, molecular function: microtubule minus-end binding; gamma-tubulin binding. The coding region runs from base 34 to 2913 and encodes 959 amino acids. The transcript is spliced from 2 exons. NCBI's taxonomy places the organism in Eukaryota, Fungi, Ascomycota, Leotiomycetes, Helotiales, Hyaloscyphaceae. Gene Ontology annotation, biological process: spindle assembly; mitotic cell cycle; cytoplasmic microtubule organization. Gene Ontology annotation, cellular component: centrosome; equatorial microtubule organizing center; gamma-tubulin complex. The record is from RefSeq and is a predicted model, not a curated record.
CGCGCCCAAUGAACUCAUCGACAAAAUGCGAAAAUGAUGGAUGGUCCCGACAGCAAAGAUCCUGGAGAAGUCUUUGCGAUACCAGAUCUCUAUGGCCCUUCGAAGUUCUUGAGCGAUGCUUUGCAGAAUCCCAGCUUUUUAUUUUCAGAACUGAAGCUUGAUGAUAUUGACGAAAGGCUACCGGUCGUUGUAGAACAAUCGCAACCUGCAGACGUCUUCUUCAGUAUACCUGAGAUCUCUUUUGGACCUACCGAGAACGUAUCCACCCCGAGCCAGUCAGUCGGCUCCCAUCAAGAUAUAAUCGAAGUGCAAGAGGAUGCUGUAAGAGACGGCGGAGAGGUCUGGCUGCUGCCAGACGAACUUAUUGUGGCGACUGCAAAUUAUCAAAGUUGGGACGCAUUUGAGAACGAGAAAUUCAAGGAAUUACGUACGCCUUAUAUUACAGAGGCUGGUCCCACCGCCUUCGAUACCGCAGUCGCCGCAAAGGAGGAUUUCCUAAGGAUCGGAAACACGGAUCAUGUUGUGGUAGAGGCCAAAAUUUAUACUUCUUCAGUCCUGGCUCUAGGACUAGGAAGAAGCUCGGUGUUCUUUACCUGGGAUGAAGAGAAGCUAUCAUUUGUUCCAACCCUGCCCAAGCUCAGGAUAUCCGGUUAUUCUGAGAAAUCACUGGGUGGACUUCUCACCACCUUCUUCGACUGUGGGAAUAUCACAAGGAACCUUCAAGGAUUCAUUGAAAAGACUUAUUCUAGAAGCACGUCGUCAGGGCGAAUUGCAUUAGCAGAUGCAGUCUCUACGUUGCUAGCAACCAUUCAAUCACGAUUGAGUAUGUCUGCGUCCACGUACCAAAGUAUCCUUCAACUCCAAUCGUUGUUUCAACCGGCUCAUUCGAUACUUACCUGCUUCCAGCGGAUUGUAGUAAACAUCUCGGCCACGCGUAGCGAUGAGUCAAUGUUAUCAACAAUCUUCGAGGAGAUCCAGCUUCUAGAGCAUCGAACAGAUUCGUUGAGAGAAAUACUUCUUGAGAUACUGUCUCGUGUCUCCCAACCAUGGCUUGAGUUUACUGGCGAAUGGCUAGGGCUGCAACGAGAGGCUGGCCUGCCACUUACGAAAGAUGGAAAGGGAAAGAGCUUUGUGAAAGUGGAGAAUAAGGAAUGGAUCGAUGACCAGGGCCUGAAAUUACAGGAACCAGAUUACUUUUUGGACAUCGAUAGAGUCCCUGCAUUCAUCCAACCUGAUGACGCUCGUGCAAUGUUCGAGGUUGGCAGGAGUCUCCGGUUUCUGCGUACUCACCAUGCGGAUCAUCCUUUAGCAAGGGCAGAUAUCGUUGCUUCUGCCAAUCCCCCGUCACUGCAGUGGAAUUUCUCAUGGCAAGAUAUAAUACAAGUUGAAGCGAAAGCUUUACAGUACGAGAAAGACCUCACCAACGCACUACUCCGCUUCGCGACAGGGAGUUUAGCAACUUCUCCGAUAGAAAAUGAGCCGGAAGGUUGCAAUUUUGCGUUGGACUUCUUUGGCAAGCCACAGGAAGAUAUGCAAGCUCAUGUUCUGGCUUCAAUCAACACGUUUGAUCAGCCAUUGAAUGAAAGAGUGUCGCCGGAUCGUCUCUCUCUUGGCCUGGAUUCAUAUCUCACCUCGAAAGAUGGAGAUCCAGGCGAUCAUGAUUCGAUCUUUGCUCCUCCGAUUUCACUUGCGCCAAUACUUUCUUUCAAUCCAAUCAUUGAGGCUCAAGCACGUAUAGUAAACGGAUCUUGUAUGAGAAUGUUCUUUAAUUCUCACAAACUGCGGGAACACCUGUCCGUGCAGCGAAGCUUCCAUCUCUUGGGAAAUGGGAUCUUCUCCAGUAGACUUUCCCACGCCUUAUUUGAUCCAGAGCUUGAGAGCGCAGAACGACACAGGGGAGUUGCACGUUCUGGGGGUAUCAUGGGUCUUCGCCUGGGAGGUCGAGAUAAUUGGCCUCCUGCAAGUUCGGAGCUUCGACUUGCCCUGAUGGGUGUUCUAAUGGACAGUUACACAUCAACGGAGCCACUCAACGAAUCUCAUGCCGGCACAUACCUCGAUAAAACUUCACUCCCUGGCGACCUUUCGUUCGCCGUUCGCGAUAUGUCGCAAGAAGAGAUCGAGAAAUGCUUAGACCCAGACUCCGUCGAGGCCCUCGACUUUCUUCGAUUAUCAUACAAGCCCCCUCCACCGCUUGAAGCUGUUAUUACCCCUAUGAUUCUAUUCAAGUAUGAUCAAGUUUUCAGGCUUCUUCUUCGUAUGACUCGAAUGCUUUACGUCGUCUCAGCUCUUUUCCGCGAUGCUACACACCGGAGCUCAUUCUGGCAAGGCAAUGACUUUGUAUCUCAACGUUUCCGCAUUGAAGCCCAACAUUUUGUCUCGAGUGUUUGUGGGUAUUUCUUCGAUACUGGCAUUGAAGCAACGUGGCGAAUCUUUGAGCGGAAGUUGGACCAGAUUGAAAAACGAAUCGGUGUGGAGGGUGACAAAAUCACUUUCGGCCAGAACGAAGGAUUAGACAAGCUCCGAGAUUAUCAUGAGCGCGUCUUGGAUAGGAUCAUGUUUGCACUUCUCUUACGGAAACGACAACAGCCAGUCCUGAAGCUUCUCGAGGAGAUCUUCGCCCUCAUUCUGCAAUUUUCGAAAUAUUCUCGGCAGAGGAUGCUGAACCAGGAGAAGACAACUGAAGCGGAUGAUGAGCUCAGAGAGAUUUAUGCGAAGUUUUACAAGAAGGUUCGGGUAUUCAUCACUGUGUGCCGAGGAUUGAGUGAAAAGAAAGGGUACGGGGAUAAGAGAACUUUGGACACCAGGACGCCUGGGCAAGGUCUUUUUGACGGCGAUGACCUCGCCGAAGAGAAUACUAUAGCACAUCUUCUGCUGACGCUAGAGAUGUCGAAUUACUAUUCGAGGGAUGCGUAGGAUCAAAUCAAAAGCUCAUUCAAUAAUAUCAUAUCAC